Messenger RNA from Gryllus bimaculatus (two-spotted cricket), 1491 nucleotides. Lineage: Eukaryota; Metazoa; Arthropoda; Insecta; Orthoptera; Gryllidae. The record is from the annotation of a GenBank genome assembly.
CGCUCGUCCCUGCGCACAGGUGCUGCGUAUGACGACCACGUAAACUUCCCGACCAGCCAUCGGGACACGAGGAGGCGGGAAGGUGGAGACGGCGGCCGCUUCGGCUACGGCUCCGUCCCAGUCCACGUCCCGGGCCGCGACUUAAACCACCACCUCGGCCACCACCACGGUCACGGCCCGCACUUCGGGCCGCCCGAGUUCGAUCCAGAGUUCGACCCCGACUUCGACCCCGACUUCGAUCCGGACUUCCGCCCUCAGCCGGGACCCUACCGGCCCACGAUGCCCCUGUCGCCCCCGCGCCAGCCGCAGCCCCCUCGGCCACAGGGUCCCGGCCGCGUCGGCGGUCCACGCCUCCCGUACGGCCCCGGCAACAGGGACAAUGGCAACAACCGCGCCAGUGCCAGCGCCAGUGCCAGUGCCAGCGCUAGCGCCAGCUCUGGCGGAGGUAGCAGGGCCAGUGCCAGUGCCAGCGCGAGCGCCAGCGCCAGCUCCAACGCCCGUUGUGGCGUCACCAUCGAGCUCACACGCAUCGUGUUCGGCAACGUCUCCGAGCCGGGCCAGUUCCCCUGGCAGGCGGCGUUCGCGCGGGACUGCCUGGAGACGCACUGCGCGCCGCCGCCCGUCGACUUCGCCGUGGAGCGGCAGCUGCUGCAUCCGGGCUACGUGGCGGUCAAGAAGCCGCCGCCGGGCGCCCGCCACAACGCCGCCGACAUCGCCCUGCUGCGCCUCGACCGGCCCGCGCCCUACACCGACUACAUCCGGCCGCUGUGCUUGCCCGAGGUGGCGGCCGACGCCCGCAGCGGCGACGCCGACGCUCGGCAGGGCGAGCGCCUCACCGUGGCCGGAUGGGGCGCCACCGAGAACGCUGGUGGGCGUGGUGUCGUUCGGCGGGCCGUGCGGCCGGGACCAGCCGGCCGUGUACACGCGCGUCGCCGCAUUCCUCCCCUGGCUGCGGGAGAACAUGCGCCCCUGAGGUUCGCCGCCUCCUCCACCGCCGCCGCCGCCGCCGCCGCCAAGCAACGGGACUGCGGGUGAACGCUCGCGGCGGCGCCUGUCCGCCUCGCCGCCCCCGCCGCCCGCGCGCCCGACGCCAGUGCCCGCCACGAGGACCGCCCGCUGGCCGCGGAAGCAGCCUCUGCCGACUCGCGAUGCGACAUCGAUGUCCAUGUUUUCAAAACAUCCAUGUUGUUGUUGUUGUUUUUUUUGUUGUAAAUUCAUCGAUGUAUUUUACAUCGACAUUUUGGGGCUCGCGUUUUUAACAAAUUUUGUGUUCGAUGAUUUACGUGAUUUAUACUUGUUAAAAUGUCCAUCAUAAAAAUUGCUAUUCUAAUUAUCUGAUAACUAUAAAUUGAAUGUUCUUCAGACCAAUGUGACUAAAGGUGAAAAAUAAAUAAAAUCAAGUUUUCGUCAAUAAAGAAGUCUAUAUUAUUUUUAAUUAUUAUACUGAGGUAAUUCAAGUUUACUUAAUUAUCCUGAUGAUUUUGACUUUGU